UUGCACUGACAAUGCGGAGGUGAUGAAGUCAGCGGCCAGCGUUUUGCAGUCCCACCCAGACCCCGCCAUUGCACGCAUUCCUUGGAUCCCUGCGCAGCACAUUGCCUGAGCUUACUGCUGAAGGACAUUGCUGCACAGCCUUGGGCAAUAGUAGUCAUGCAGUGGGUGCACAAGAUAAUCAAGUUCAUGAGAAACAAACAGAAGGCGCUCGCACUGCACCGAGGCACGGAGCAUGCGCUGGACCUCAGGCGACCAGCAUAUACUCGGUUUGGGAUUGCUUUCAUGAUGCUGGAGAGGCUGUGGGCGCAGAGGUUCGUGCUUGAUGAGGUGGUGUCGUCAGAUAAGUGGAGACGUGCACGAUGGACUGGCAACGCACGGACUGAUGAGCCGGAGGUCCGCAGGGUGCGCAAAUCUGAUGCAUGGUGGCAGCAAUUGAAGAGAGUGAUGGACGUGAUGGAGUCGUGUUAUGAUUUCCUUAGGGACAUGGACCGCGAUGGGUCGUCACCGCCAGGUUUGUGGGAUCUGCAAUCAAUCCUCCACAGGGAGAUUAACGCUCUGCAGCUGGACGGCCACCAAAGGGCGUCUGUCACGGAGAUUGUGGCAACAGAGGAGAUCGACGACACAUAUGUCAUCCCCGCAGAUGUGGGCGAGGAUGACUGGGAGGUCACGGAUCAGGUUAACCAUCGCAAGGACGGUCGUAACCGGAUCACGUCUGUAUCGGCAGGCGUUCGUAUGGCACAUGCAAUGUCCCCAUGGCAGGAUGCAGUGUGGAUGCACCGCGAGAUGAUGGAGCAAGCGCAGACGGAUCAGGGCAGAGGGAAGGCGGUUGCAAAAGACCAGCACGAUAUUUUCGACGAUUGGGCGACAUUGGACCCUCACACGAACCUCGACUCGUAUGUCGACGGCAGUUUCCAGGCGGUGACGACCCUCCGGAGCAGGGUGGGAGGCCACGUCAAUGUCGAGGGUCUAUUGGUGACAGACGAUGUAGAGGUGGCAGAGGAGGACAUUGAGCGCCGCCACGACGAUAUCCUUGCGCAUAAUGAUAGCAUGGACGAGAGGGAAGAUCAACCAGUGGAGCACAGGGCACAGCACAGGGAGGGGAUGCAGCAGGUGGUUGAGCAGGUCGCAGGGCGUCCGGGGGUCACGCAGAGUGUUGUGCAGACGGUGGAUCAGAGGGUGGACGUGGUUGAAGAGGAAUCGAUGGGGCAGAGGGUUGAGCAGAGGGUGGUUGACAACACAGACCGUAGAUUGUACGAGAAUGCACACCCAAGGGACAAGGACGACGUUUGACCAAUGGUGGUGCAGACUGCAGAGCAGUGUGUGGGGGAAGGUUUCGCCACAACAGUGGAACAAAGGGCGGACCAAAGG
Chara braunii is the source of this 1368-nucleotide messenger RNA. The record is from the annotation of a GenBank genome assembly. Lineage: Eukaryota; Viridiplantae; Streptophyta; Charophyceae; Charales; Characeae.